AUGGGGAGAUUCUUUGUAGUAAGGAGGAUGCAUUCCGGAGGAUAUGGGAAAGCUAUAGGGGAUGGAGAUCACACUGUACUUCCUACUCGAAUCCAUAAGGAGGAGAGUAGGAAAAGUUUUUACAUUAACAUGUUUCUUUCUUUUGCAGAGUCCAUGAUACCACAAUGGCCAAUGACACACGCAAGACUACACUACUACCCAGACUGGUUAUGCUUGACCAUGGGAUUUUACAUCAUUUUCCGGACAAUUCAGCAUCUUUUGGAGGAACUACCAGGUAUGAGUUCAAAACAAGGUGGCAAAGUUGCAACAACACCUCUACUGCCUUGUCCUAGACAGGUGGAGUUGCCUUAUGCUCAAGAUACCAAUUGUAUAUGCCCAGAAUCAGACGUGAAGAGGGCCAACUAUUCAAGAAUCAUCAAUCCUUCUGAUGCUAAUCGUUCCAUCAAUGUCACUGGAGAUGCCUAUAUAUCGAACCAGGGUAUACAAGUCACCCCUGAUGAGCGUAAUGUGGCAUUAGGUGGAAAAACUGGUCGAGCUAAUUUUAUUGAGCCACUGCAAUUAUGGAAAAAGACUACAGGAGAAUUGGCAGAUUUUACUACACAUUUCUCGUUUGUCAUUGAUUCAAAUGGUAACGAUAGCUUUGCUGAUGGACUCGCCUUUUUCUUAGCUCCUGUUGGUUCUAGUAUACCAAUUGGUUCAGCUGGAAAUGGCCUUGGUCUUGCCAAGGCCGAGUUAGAAGGCAGCUCAUCCCCUGAGCCAUUUGUUGCUAUCGAGUUCGAUACAUUUCUCAAUACUUGGGACCCACCCUAUUUACAUGUUGGUAUCAAUGUAAAUUCUAUGGAAUCUGCUGUUACUCAAGUAUGGAGGAAUAACAUUACACUGGGGAGGAAAAAUGAUGCUUGGAUUAGUUAUAAUGCUAGUUCGCAUACUCUUAAAGUUGUUUUCACUGGAUUUUCAAAUAAUAAAUUUAACAAGGACAAGCUUAGUUUAUUGAUUGAUCUGAGGAAUUAUUUGCCUGAGAAUGUUACUUUUGGCUUCUCAGCAUCAACUGGACAAUUGUUUCAGAAAAACAAUGUCAAGUCUUGGGAUUUCAAUUCAAGUUUGAGUUUUGAUCCUAACGAAGAUCCAGAAAAUGCUGAACAGCCUAGUGCAAGUCCUCCUAUUACUCAAGUUCAAGAUCCAAAGGGUCCUCCUUCCAAUCAAGAAAUCAGCGCCAGGAAAAAAGGAAACAAGGGACUAGUAGUUGGAUCAAGCAUAGGUUUGCCUGUUCUGAUUCUUGGGCUGAUCACUGCUAGCUGCUUUUUAUUGAAGAAAAAGAGGAAAAGGAAUGAUAAAGACCAUGUCUUUGCUGAUCUGAGUAUGGACAAUGAAUUUCAAAAGGGAACCGGCCCUAAGAAGUUUUCAUAUGGUGAAUUAGCUCUUGCAACGAACAACUUUGCUGAGGGACAGAAGCUUGGAGAAGGUGGAUUUGGCGAAGUUUAUGAAGGUUUAUUGAAGGAAUGUAAAUCAUAUGUUGCUGUUAAGAGAGUAUCAAGCGGUUCUAAACAAGGGAUAAAGGAGUAUGCAUCAGAAGUGAAGAUCAUCAGCCGAUUAAGACACAGAAAUUUAGUUCAACUUAUUGGUUGGUGUCACGAGAAAGGGCAGUUGCAUCUUGUUUAUGAAUUGAUGCCUAAUGGAAGCUUAGAUAAGCAUCUUUUCAAAGAAAAGUCAUUGUUGGUAUGGGAAAUCAGGUGGAAAAUUGUUCAAGGAUUAGCCUCGGCUUUGCUCUAUCUACACGAAGAGUGGGAACAAUGUGUAGUCCAUAGGGACGUAAAAGCAAGUAAUGUCAUGUUGGAUUCAAACUUCAACGCUAAAUUAGGCGAUUUUGGUUUGGCUAGACUUGUGGAUCAUGAAAAAGGAUCUCAAACAACAAUGUUGGCGGGGACUGUAGGGUAUAUGGCACCUGAAUGUGUUAUGAAUGGAAAAGCUAGUAAGGAGUCAGAUGUCUACAGUUUUGGGAUAGUAGCAUUGGAAAUAGCAAGUGGAAGAAGAUCAAUAGAUAUUAAAGCAGCAGAAGAUCAAGUGAGAUUGGUGGAAUGGGUUUGGAACCUCUAUGGAAUUGGAAAGCUAGUUGAAGCAACUGAUCCAAGAUUGAAUAAGAUAUUUAAUGAGCAACAAAUGAAACGUUUAAUGGUUCUUGGUCUAUGGUGUGCUCAUCCAGACAACAAACUCAGGCCAUCAAUAGGGCAAGCAAUUCGUGUUCUUGAUUCUGAAGUUCAGUUACCUAUUCUUCCCUCAAGAAUGCCUGUUGCGACGUAUUCUCCCCCUCCAUUGAAUAUGUUUUCGCCUCCAUUUUCACAUACUUAUGAAACUAAAACAGUGGGGCGUGAGCAGGAACAGACUAUGACUUACACUUAUAACAGUACUAAAUACUCAAGUGUUUAUACAUCAUCAGCUGCUUCGUCGACAAAAUCACUUUUGUAA
This is a messenger RNA of Nicotiana tabacum (common tobacco), 2463 nucleotides long. RefSeq names its product L-type lectin-domain containing receptor kinase IX.1-like. Gene Ontology annotation, biological process: protein phosphorylation. The record is from RefSeq and is a predicted model, not a curated record. Gene Ontology annotation, molecular function: carbohydrate binding; ATP binding; protein kinase activity. Lineage: Eukaryota; Viridiplantae; Streptophyta; Magnoliopsida; Solanales; Solanaceae.